This is a messenger RNA of Drosophila yakuba, 483 nucleotides long. Its product is annotated as lysozyme A/C. The transcript has a single exon. The record is from RefSeq and is a predicted model, not a curated record. NCBI's taxonomy places the organism in Eukaryota, Metazoa, Arthropoda, Insecta, Diptera, Drosophilidae. Bases 23 to 445 code for a protein of 140 amino acids. Gene Ontology annotation, molecular function: lysozyme activity.
UCAGUUUCUGAACACUGCAAACAUGAAGGCCUUCAUCGUUUUGGUUGCCCUGGCUUGUGCCGCCCCAGCUUUCGCCCGCACCAUGGACCGUUGCUCCCUGGCCCGCGAGAUGUCCAACCUGGGCGUUCCCCGCGACCAGCUGGACAAGUGGACCUGCAUUGCCGAGCACGAGUCCUCCUACCGCACCGGAGUGGUGGGUCCCGAGAACUACAACGGCUCCAACGACUACGGCAUCUUCCAGAUCAACGACUACUACUGGUGCGCUCCUCCCAGUGGUCGCUUCUCCUACAAUGAGUGCGGUCUCAGCUGCAACGCCCUCCUGACCGACGACAUCACCCACUCCGUGAGGUGCGCCCAGAAGGUCCUCAGCCAGCAGGGAUGGUCCGCCUGGUCCACCUGGCACUACUGCAGCGGAUGGUUGCCGUCCAUCGAUGAGUGCUUCUAAACCGAUUUUGAAUAGAAUAAAAUGAUUGCAUAACACCA